This is a messenger RNA of Didymodactylos carnosus, 507 nucleotides long. Lineage: Eukaryota; Metazoa; Rotifera; Eurotatoria; Philodinida; Philodinidae. The record is from the annotation of a GenBank genome assembly.
AUGCUACAUACUCUUCAGUUAGCACGUAGUAACAAAGAGGCAUUCACGGCAAUAAUUGUUGAUCGAUCCACAAAUAAAAUUGUAGCCGAAAGUUCAGCAAACUAUCAUAAUAAUCCAUUACAACAUUCUGAAACAGCUGUGCUAGAAAAAUUAAUUGAAAAAUAUACAGUAAAACAACGUUUAAAUAUGUCAUUAACACUAUAUACGACAGCUGAACCGUGCCCAAUGUGUUCAGGAGCAAUUACAUGGUUAAAUAUAACUGAAAUUGUUUAUUGUACAAAUCGUCCAUGUUUAUAUUUAUUUGGUGAAACAUUAUUCAGUAUGCGUGCAAAUACAAUAUUUCAUAAUGCAUACAAAACAAGCAGUAAAAAACAUCCAAUUGAUCAUGGUCUGUCAAUAAAUACGUACAACUAUCGAUUAAUUGAAAUGACGGGAGAUAUUCAGAAAAUGUGUAACAAACUGUUUCAACAACAUUAUAAUUCAACGGUUCGGUGUCCGUCGGGAUGA